Messenger RNA from Hibiscus syriacus, 336 nucleotides. RefSeq names its product GSH-induced LITAF domain protein-like. The coding region runs from base 1 to 336 and encodes 111 amino acids. The transcript has 3 exons. The record is from RefSeq and is a predicted model, not a curated record. Gene Ontology annotation, molecular function: zinc ion binding. Lineage: Eukaryota; Viridiplantae; Streptophyta; Magnoliopsida; Malvales; Malvaceae.
AUGUUUAAGAAACAGGAUGAGCGGGUGGUCGGAGUCCCAUACUUUGUGGGGAUGAAACCGUACCAGCAGGACGUCAUAUACGGUGAUCCCGGUAAUACUCCGAUUAAGCAAACCAUGUAUCGUGAUACCCCUGCUCCUUUUAACUGCCCUUACUGCGGUAAUUCCGGACUCACCUUCGUCAGAUCGAAACUUAGCUUGGCAGCGGUUGUUGCAUGCAUGAUGCCCUUCAUGCUUGGAUUCUGCUUUCUUUGCCCCACAAUGGAUUGCCUCUGGCACAAGUAUCAUUAUUGCCCACACUGCACCGAGAAGGAGAGCUUUGCUAUUCCUGCUGGAUAA